AUGCGCAAUAUCGUAGAUCUUCCGUGGCAUUUGUUUGAGCUCAUCGUCGAGGAUGUUACCCAGCGCGACUGGAGGAUGCCCUUGAAUAGUAACAGGACGACAAUACGAGAUUUGAGACUGGUUUGCCGGCAAUGGGCAGACUGGUUAUAUGUUCAUCAUCUCUAUCGUACCUUGGCCUUCUCAGAUGCUCCUCGGGCGAUCGGCUUCAUCAACCAUAUCGCCAAUCGACCUGCCCAACUCCUCCGAGCAAGGUGCCAACACCUACACAUCUUCAAUAUCCUGACCUGGGGAGAUCCUGCACCCAUCAACAAUCGGGGAUUACCACGAGCAAUGAAGAGGAUCCCAGGAGAGGAGAUCACUGCGGAAAUCUUGGGAACUCUAAUCGAACUUUUCUCAGGCUCGAUCGUCAAACUUAAUCUCCGAUUCUGGAACAUCUUAUCACUCCCCACUCAAGUCGUCCAAAGCAUCGGCCAGAUAGAAAACCUAUGCGAGCUCCAACUGGGCCACGAAUUGCAGAUUCCUUCAACCCGCCCACGGCAGCUCGAUGACGACGAUGACAAUCCAAGCCCUCCAACCGACAUGGAUCCAGUCGAGUCUAAAAUCGAUCACGAUUGUCUCAAGUCUUUGCUUGUCGUAUCCCGGAAGCUCGAUUCACUGGAUUUAACCGACUUGGAUCCCAUCAAUCUACCACAGCCGAUCAUCGAAUCCAGAACUUUCUCUGGUCAUCAGAUUCCGACAAUCACUCGUCUGGAAGCCGGCUUAGAUGGGGAAAGUGUGUCUAGACUUAUCGAACUGUCGGUCUUCCUUAAACAGACUCUCAGAGUGCUUUCACUUAGCCAAAGAUGGCAAGGGGAUUACAGCGAAAAGCUUGUGCCUGUAUUCGAGAACCUGAGAGAGAACUUAGAGGGACUAUUCAUAAACGACGCGAAAUUCCUUGGACCACAAGUUCUCCAGCUCCACUUCCCAAGAUUACGGGUGUUCAAGACGGUCUUCUGGAAUGGACCGCUUGGUAACCUGUUGGAUCAGCCCAUGUUUUCUUCCGCCCCACUCGACCUACUUGCACUUCAAGCCAGUUUUUGCGAGCAGCAAUCGACCUCCGAUGAUCCUCGCUUGAAUCCGUUUUCAAACCUGCACAUCUUGAGACGACUAGUCUUUUGCGAUAUCCCGUCUGAUUGGGAGUGUCCUGCCACAUACCUAGAUCUAUGCAGGGCCAAAAAUAUUAUACCUGUCCAUCUGACCCCUGAAGAUAGUGAAAAUAUAUCCUUGAUCAUGGCUAGUUCUUCUCUCAUCUCAUCUAUUCUGACUGACUAG
Messenger RNA from Puccinia triticina, 1311 nucleotides. RefSeq lists its product as uncharacterized. NCBI's taxonomy places the organism in Eukaryota, Fungi, Basidiomycota, Pucciniomycetes, Pucciniales, Pucciniaceae. The coding region runs from base 1 to 1311 and encodes 436 amino acids. The transcript has 2 exons. The record is from RefSeq and is a predicted model, not a curated record.